GGCAAGCCUGAUUUGAACACAGCCCUGCCUGUCCGACAGACAGCCUCCAUCUUCAAGCAGCCUGUCACAAAGAUCACAAACCACCCCAGCAAUAAGGUGAAGAGUGACCCUCAGAAGGCUGUGGACCAGCCCAGGCAGCUCUUCUGGGAGAAGAAAUUAAGUGGACUGAGUGCUUUUGACAUUGCAGAGGAGCUGGUGAAAACAAUGGACCUUCCAAAAGGUUUACAAGGGGUUGGACCUGGCUGCACUGAUGAAACCCUUCUCUCUGCCAUAGCUAGUGCUCUGCACACUAGCACCAUGCCCAUCACUGGCCAGCUGUCUGCUGCUGUGGAGAAGAACCCUGGAGUCUGGCUCAACACCUCACAGCCCCUCUGCAAAGCAUUCAUGGUGACAGAUGAAGAUAUUAGGAAGCAAGAGGAGCUGGUGCAGCAGGUGAGGAAGAGGCUGGAGGAAGCCCUGAUGGCUGACAUGCUUGCCCACGUCGAGGAAAUAGCAAGAGAUGGGGAAGCUCCUUCAGAGAAAGUAGGAGGUGAGGAAGAAGGAGAGGAGGAAGAGGAAGAGGAGGACCAGGACCAUGACCAGGAGAUGGAGAAUGUAUAG
This is a messenger RNA of Merops nubicus (carmine bee-eater), 600 nucleotides long. It is a transcript of the gene MBD3, whose product is annotated as methyl-CpG binding domain protein 3. Lineage: Eukaryota; Metazoa; Chordata; Aves; Coraciiformes; Meropidae. The annotation marks the transcript as partial. The transcript has 4 exons. The record is from RefSeq and is a predicted model, not a curated record.